AUGAACAGCGAUGGCAGCGGCAGAGUCGUCCCCGGAGCUCUGAUGGAAAGCAGGAGCGGCUCCCGGGCGGCCGCAGGUAUGGCGGAGCAGGCGGCGGCGCCGAGGGCGCGUGAGCCCCGGCCAGUGCACCAGCGCUUUCUGCGGCGCAGCGUGGUGGAGUCGGACCAGGAGGAGCCGCUGGGCCUGGAGGCGGCCGAGGGAUUGUGCGUGCAGCCCCAGCAGCCGCUGCAGCGCCGGGUCCUUCUGCUGUGCAAGACGCGCCGUCUCAUCGCCGAGCGCGCGAGGGGUGCCGGCCGCCCAGCACCCGCCGCUCGGACCCUGUCCCCCGGCGCCCCCUCGCCCGCCAUGGGGCAGGUUGCCGAUUCGCCGCUCCCCGGGCCGGUACAGGGUCCUGCCGCCGCCACCACCUUGGCCUCAUCGGCUCCCGACGGUGAUCCUCUGGGUGAAGCAGCGGCCGAAAGGAAGGAGGAGGCAGGCGCGCCUGAGAUCCGGUCGGAUCCUGGGCGCGCCCGGAGAGAGGAGCCAGAGGAAGAUGAGGACGACGAGGACGACCUCAAGGCAGUGGCCACCUCACUUGACGGCCGCUUCCUCAAGUUUGACAUAGAACUGGGCCGCGGGUCCUUCAAGACUGUCUACAAGGGGCUGGACACAGAGACGUGGGUGGAGGUGGCCUGGUGUGAGCUGCAGGACCGGAAGCUCACCAAGCUGGAGCGACAGAGAUUUAAGGAGGAGGCCGAGAUGCUGAAAGGCUUGCAGCAUCCAAAUAUUGUGCGAUUCUAUGACUUCUGGGAAUCUAGUGCUAAAGGAAAGCGGUGCAUUGUGCUGGUGACAGAGCUGAUGACUUCAGGGACUCUAAAGACGUACCUGAAACGGUUCAAAGUGAUGAAGCCCAAAGUUCUUCGUAGCUGGUGCCGGCAGAUCCUGAAAGGCCUGCUGUUUUUGCACACAAGGACGCCCCCCAUCAUCCACCGAGACCUGAAAUGUGACAAUAUUUUUAUUACUGGACCAACUGGAUCUGUGAAGAUUGGUGACCUGGGCCUGGCCACGCUCAAAAGAGCAUCAUUUGCCAAAAGUGUGAUAGGUACCCCUGAGUUCAUGGCGCCUGAGAUGUAUGAGGAGCACUACGACGAGUCUGUGGAUGUCUAUGCCUUUGGGAUGUGCAUGCUGGAGAUGGCCACCUCAGAGUACCCCUACUCGGAAUGUCAGAAUGCAGCACAGAUCUACCGCAAGGUCACCUGUGGUAUCAAGCCAGCAAGCUUUGAAAAAGUACAUGAUCCUGAGAUCAAGGAGAUUAUUGGGGAAUGUAUCUGUAAAAACAAAGAGGAAAGGUAUGAAAUCAAGGACCUCCUGAGCCAUGCUUUCUUUGCGGAGGACACUGGGGUCCGAGUGGAACUGGCGGAGGAGGACCAUGGCCGGAAGUCCACCAUUGCCCUCCGGCUCUGGGUUGAAGACCCCAAGAAGCUAAAAGGGAAACCCAAGGACAAUGGGGCCAUAGAAUUCACUUUUGACCUGGAGAAGGAGACGCCAGAUGACGUGGCACAGGAAAUGAUUGAAUCUGGAUUCUUCCAUGAGAGUGAUGUGAAGAUCGUGGCAAAAUCAAUCCGAGAUCGGGUGGCACUGAUCCAGUGGCGGCGGGAGAGGAUCUGGCCUGCUCUGCAGCCCUCGGAGGUGCCAGCCUCUGAAGGCCCUGACAAGACCAGGGGCCCCAAGGUCCCACUGCAGGUCCAGGUGACAUACCACACGCAACAUGGGCAUCCUGCGCCCAUGGAAUCUGAGGACCCCGAGGCUGACCAGCACCUCUUCCCACUUAAGCUCCCAGCAAGCGCCACAUCCCUCACCUCGGACAGCACCUUUGACAGUGGCCAGGGCUCCACUGUGUACUCAGACUCCCAGAGCAGCCAGCAGAGCACCGUGUAUAGCUCGCUCCCAGACGCCCUGCCUUGUGUCUACAGCCCCCCAGUGAGCGAGGGGCCCGGCCUGCCCAGCAGUCUCUCUACGCUGGGCACUUACCAGCAGCCCCCUGCGGUGAGUCCACCUCCUCUGUCACUGGCCCAGCCAGCACCCUUGAAGACAAUCCUGGCCUCCCAGUCUUUGGGCCCCCUCCAGCCAGUGCCCCCACACCUGACCCAGCACCUGCCUCCUUACCUGCCUCCAGCUGCUCAAGUUGUGGCCUCCACACCAAUGAAGCCGCUCCAGGUGCCACAGGUGCCCUUGCCGCCACCUGCUCAAGUUCCAGCUCCUCAGAUGCCUCAGCUUCCCGUCAUUCCUCCCGUCCCUGUCACCCCCAUGACAGGGGCUGAUGGCCUCCCUCCGGCCCUCCCUGACUUGACAGCUGCCAGCCUGCCCCCUGGGCCACCUCCACCACCUCAGUAUUUCUCUCCAGUGAUCCUGCCAAGCCUCCCUCUCAACCCCACUUCUCCAGCCUUGCCUUUACAGGGGGUCAAGAUUCCCCAUGCCCCCCUGACUCCCCUGGCAGUGCCCUGCCAGACCAUUGUACCAAAUGUUCCAGGCCCCAGCACUACCAUCCCACUGUUGGCCAUGGCACCACCAGGCAUGGCUGCCCUGUCCAUCCAUCCUGCCAUGACCCAGCUGCCUCCGCAGCCUGUAUUCCCAGCUUUCUCACAUAUCGUGCCGAAUGAACUACCCCCUUCACCCCACCAUGCUCAAAACAUACAAGUGCUUCCCCAGCAGCUACCACCAGUGCCGCCACAGUCACAGAUCCCCACGCUUCCUCAGCCCCCUCAGCCGGGACUCAGUCACCUCUCCGAGCAGGCUACUCUGGCUCCUGGGGCAGGGACCCAGGUUCUUCUGGGCACUCCAGCCUCAUAUGCAGUGGAUGCUACAGCGCUGGGCUCCUCAGUGCCUGGGCCACCUCAGGCUGUCCUCUCGCCACCACUGCUGGAGUUGCUUCCUGCAGUUGCUGGCCCUGAGAUCCUACCACAGCUAUCAAGUUCCCUGACCUCCAAGGUUGUGACUGCUACACACAACCUCCCCUCCCAGACUGCUGCACUCCUGCCUCCUGUAACACCAUCACUGUCCUCCACAACCCUGGCCAGUGCACCCUGCCCCACCAUCCAGUUGACAGUGGAACCAGGCCAAGAGGAACAGGCUGGACAAGACAAACAGCUAGGCCUCCUACAAAGCUGUGAGAGCUAUGGGGGUUCUGACAUCACUUCUGGGAAGGAAAUGAGUGACAGCUGUGAAAGUGCUUUUGGAGGUGGGAAAUUUGAAGGCAAAUCCUCCAAGAAGCACCACCGGAAGUCCACCCGCCUGCGCUCCCGCCAGGAGAAAACCAAUCGGCCCAAAUUGACCAUCCUGAAUGUGUGCAAUACAGGGGACAAGAUGGUGGAAUGCCAGCUAGAGACACACAACCACAAGAUGGUGACGUUCAAGUUUGAUCUGGAUGGGGAUGCUCCGGAUGAAAUUGCUACAUAUAUGGUGGAGCAUGACUUCAUCCUGCAGACUGAGAAGGAGACAUUCAUUGAGCAGAUGAAAGACAUCAUGGAUAAAGCAGAGGACAUGCUGAGUGAGGACACAGAUGGGGACCGUGGUUCAGAUCCUGGCACAAGUCCUCCACACCACAGUACCUAUAACCUGGACAUAGGAGAAGAAAGUGGUCACUCCCAAGCCAAUGCCCCUGUUUACCAGCAGAAUGUCCUGCAUACUGGGAAGAGGUGGUUUAUUAUUUGUCCAGUAGCUGAAAAUCCAGUGACAGAGGCACCUGGGUCUUCGCCCCCACCACCUGCUAGCUCCCUGCAGCUGGAUUCAAACCAAGAUCCAAUCCCCUGUAUAAACCAACUGUCCUCAAAGGAGUCACAUGGCCUCCUUGCUGGCCCACACCUUCUGAAACAAACCAGCCUCAGUGACUCCAGGAAAGCCCCCUUGUCUGUUACUAAUCUACCCAAGGACAAGGCAGUGCCAGCAGCUGCCACCAUGCCAGAGCCAGCAAUGGAAACUACCCUCCAGGCAGGAGGUAGUGGUACCCCUCACGGACUUAGCAGAGAGUGUGAGAUGCCCCUGGCACCUAUGGAGACUCUUGCUACCCAGCAUGCCACACAUAGCACUGGCCAGGAAGUCUGUGCCCAAUAUCCAGGGGAGCUUGUCCCAGCCCUGGAAGCUAGCAUUCAUGGGGAGCCCCUGCCAGGUCUGGCAGCUGAACCAAGCCCCCCUAGCCCAGUUGCUCCCCAGCCCCCCAGCCCUCCACUGGGGCCUACUGCUCCCACCCAGCCUUCUAUAGCCUUGGAGUCUGAUGGAGAAGGACCGCCCCCCAGGGUGGGCUUUGUGGACAACACCAUCAAGAGCCUGGAUGAGAAGCUGCGCACUCUGCUCUACCAGGAGCACAUCCCAACAUCCUCUGCCUCGCUGGGGACCCCAGUGGAGUUGGGCGACAGAGACUUCACCUUGGAUCUUGCUCCUUCAGCUCUAGUUGACAUGCCCCCAGUACCUGCCCUGCUGCCCCAGCCAAUGUUGGAAAACUUGGAAAUGGUGAAGGAUCAGAUGGAUGUGCUGGAACAGAGUCAAUCUUCAGUAGUAACAGGCCGUCUGGAGGAGAGGCCAGAGCAGCAGGGUAGCAGCUCACCAGCCAAGACUGUGGGCCGCUUCUCAGUGGUCAGCAUGCAAGAUGAGUGGACCCUCGCCUCCCCUGGCCUGCGCUACUCAGCCCCGCCUGAUGUCUACCUUGAUGCACUUCCUACCAGUUCCAAUAUGAAGCUGGUAGUGAGGCGUGUGCACACCGCCUCCUCCAUCGAGGUUGGGGCCGGUGAGCCUUUGUCCACUGACUCUGGGGAUGAAAGUCCACAGAGGAGACCCCCAGUUCAGAAGCAGACUUCCUUGCCCGGCAGCAGUGGUGUGGCCAGUGACUUUGUCCGGAAAGCCACAGCCUUCCUACAUAGAUCCUCAAAGACUGGGUCACUGGGCCCAGACAUGCCCAGCCGGCCUGGCAUCAAGGUCCCCACCAUUAGUGUCACCUCCUUCCACUCCCAGUCAUCUUACAUCAGCAGUGACAAUGACUCCGAGUUUGAGGACACUGACAUCAAAAAGGAACUGCAGAACCUGCGUGAGAAGCAUUUGAAGGAGAUCUCAGAGCUGCAGACUCAGCAGAAGCAGGAGAUUGAGGCCCUGUACCACCGCCUGGGCAAGCCACUGCCCCCUAAUGUGGGCUUCUUCCACACGGCACCUCCUACUGGCCGCCGGAGGAAAGCCAGCAAGAGCAAGCUGAAGGCAGGGAAGCUGCUCAACCCCCUGGUACAACAGCUCAAGGUCGUGGCAUCCAGCACAGGUCACUUGUCAGACUACAGCAGAGGCCUUCCUGCUAAGGACCCUGUCCAAGGGGGAGCAGGGCCUGCUGCAGAAAGCCCAGCGACACCCCCGGCUCCAGACCCGUGUGGCAAGGCCGUUCACACCCAGCAGCCCUGCUCCGUGAGAGCUUCCCUGUCUUCCGACAUCUGCUCCAGCUUAGCCACUGAUGGAGGCGGAGCGCAUGGCCCAGGCUGGACGGUUUCCCACCAAACGUCUGAGAGAGUGGCCUAUAAAUCUAGUAGCAAACCUCGUGCCCGAUUCCUCAGUGGACCUGUGUCUUUGUCCAUCUGGUCAGCCCUGAAACGUCUCUGCCUAGGCAAAGAGCACAGCAGUCGAUCCUCCACAAGCAGCCUGGUCCCAGGCCCCGAGGUGGACUCUCAGCAGGCCCAAGUGAAUAAUAGCAACAACAAAAAGGGCACCUUCACAGAUGACCUGCACAAGUUAGUGGAUGAGUGGGCAUGCAAGACUGUGGGCACUGCACAGCUGAAACCAUCACUCAACCAGCUGAAGCAGACUCAGAAGCUGCAGGACAUGGAAGCCAAGGUAGGCCUGGCCCCCUCAGCCAGUAAAUCACCUGCUGUGUCGCAUUGCACCGCCACGACCCGGAUCACGCCCCCGCCCCCCGAAAGCUCUGAACUUUGGGACUCGCCACGGACCGAGCACAGACGCAGUGGAUAG
Molecule: messenger RNA, 5976 nt
Organism: Elephantulus edwardii (Cape elephant shrew)
Lineage: Eukaryota; Metazoa; Chordata; Mammalia; Macroscelidea; Macroscelididae
Gene: WNK2
Product: WNK lysine deficient protein kinase 2
Exons: 26
Coding region: 1-5976 (1991 amino acids)
Biological process (GO): intracellular signal transduction; positive regulation of sodium ion transmembrane transporter activity; protein phosphorylation
Cellular component (GO): cytoplasm; cytosol
Molecular function (GO): protein serine/threonine kinase activity; ATP binding; chloride channel inhibitor activity
Source: RefSeq, a predicted model, not a curated record